CUGAGGACGGCGGACAGAGGGAAGAGCUCUAAGAGAGUUAAGACCUUUGAAACACGUCCAGUAACUUAAAUAUAAGGCCUUUUUUCGGCCCGGUCGGCGGACAUGGCGGCCGUCCUGCUGCAGGUUCUGGAGCGGACAGAGCUGAACAAAUUACCCAAAGGAGCCCAGAACAAGCUGGAGAAGUUUGUGACGGAGCUCCAGAAUGCUAACGAGGCGCUAAAGACGCAGCAUGAGCGGUUCAAAGCAGACAUUGAACAGCAGUACUUUGACAUUGACAAGAGACUGUUGGAGAGCCAGGAACAGCUACUGUCUGCCACCAGAGACCUGCAGACACUCAAGGAGGAAAAUAAAAAACUGAAUGAAGAGCUGAGCACUCUGAAGGGAAUUGAGGGAGAGACCUCUGAGGAUAAACAACCACAACAGCAGACCAAGGCCAAAUAUGAGAUUGAGGCAGAGAAGAGAGAGCUUGCUAGGCUGCUGGAGAACAGAACUCAGGAGGUAGAGAACCUAACUGAGGAUGUAAAUCGCCUGAAUGAGAAGCUGACGGAAACCAGCAAAGUCAAACUGGAGCUGCAGUUAAAGCUAGAUGAUAUUCAGUCAUCUGAGGCCUCUGUGCAGCACAGAGAAAAGCGUAUGGAGCAGGAGAAAGAGCUGCUGGAGAAGAAAGUGGAGUGGUUAACUGCAGAACUGGAGAAAAAAACAGAGGAGCUGUUGAAGAGUAACAGAGAGCAGGGCAAAGAGAUACUGGAACUGAAGAGUAAACUGGAGAACAGCAAGGAGCAGGAGACUAAGCUGGAACAGCAGCUGACUUCUCUAAAGGAUACCAGUGAAAAUCAAAACAAAAGAGCAGCAGACCUCAACAAUAAACUGAAACAGGCUAAAGAUGAGCAGAAUGCCAUGGAGGAAAAAUACCACAAUGAGCUUAAUGCUCGUAUCAAGUUAACCUCUCUCUACAAGGAGUCAGCAACAGAAAUGGAGACGAAGAACCAGGAACUGAGCAGAGCAGUGGAGGAGCUCAGCAGGCUGGUUAAAGACACAGGGGAAGCUAACAAGGCUCUUGAAAAGAAGGUGUCAGAGGGAGAGGAGCUCAAGAAGCAGCUCGAGGCAGAGCUUCGAGAAAAGAUCAAGAAAUUGGAGAAAGAACUGGAGAACACCACAAUGAAAGCUGCUGGCAAACACUGUUGUGUCCCUUCUCUGACUGAGGGGCAGUUGAACUCCAUGUGUCCAGCAGCAGCUGCCAUUGCUGCAGUUGUCAAGCCUGGCAUGAAGUUUUUUGAUCUGUAUAAUGCAUAUGCAGAGUGUCAGACACAGCUUCAGCUUGAGAAACAGGAAGUCAAGAGGGUGGGCAGAGUGCUGGACGAGAUCAUCCAGGAGGUUGAGUCCAAAGCUCCCAUCCUCAAACGUCAGCGGGAUGAGUACGAGAGCAUGCAGAAAUCCAUGGCCUCCCUGUGCAACAAACUGGAACAGGCUCGAACUGAGAUCUACAGUUUACAGAAAGAAAAAGAGGAGGCCAAGCAGUGCUGUGAUGCCAUGGAGAGGGACAAGCUGAGGGCAGAAAGACAGCUAGAGGACACAUCUACACAGGUGUGCACUUUGCUGUUGGAGUUGGAGGAAGCCAGAGGUAAUCAGGUGACCAAGGACGAUAGCAGCUCAUGCCAGCUGUCAUUCCGCAGCGUCAAUGAGCUGCAGAGGCAGAACCAAAGCCUUCUGGGAAGGCUGAGGGACUUGGAAGAGGAGAAGGACAAGCAGCAGAGCAAAGCCACAUCAGAGCAAGUUUCAGAGUUAGAGGCACGCGUGAGCAUGCUUCAGAAAGAGUUGGAGCAACUGAGAGAGCAGAGGAACCAGCAGAAACAGCUGGCUGACUCCAAUGCCAGACAGAGAGACAUGUACAAAGUCCUGCUGACUCAGAGCACUGGCCUCAGCCUGACUCUUCAAGGUCCAGAUUCUUCACCCUACCCUGCACAGGUCAGGCCCUCAGCCCCAGCUACUCGCUCUACUCCUCAGAGAGCUGCAGCUGCUGAGUCAGCACAGACCGUUCAGGCCAAGGCUGCUUUAAAACAGCUAAGUGACGCCUUCACUUUGUAUAAAAAAGAAAAGGCAGAAAAUGACAAAAUGCUGAAUGAAACAACUGACAAACUGCAGAAACAGCUGACAGAACUUCGGUCGAGCCAUGCCAAGCUGACCUCUCAACUACAGUUCAGCAAUAAAAGAUAUGAGAUGCUCCAAGAGACCGUCUCUGCCUACCACAGAGAGAUGUCAGCACUAAGAGACAGGAAUCAAAAAAUGGCUGCAACUGCUCAACGGCACGAGCUCAUCAUCCACACAAUCAGCCAGGAUCUGAGACAAGCCAAUGAAAAACUGGCACUAGAAGAGGUGCGUGUAGAGAAUUUGACCAAAGAAAGGGACAUGUUGAGACAAGCAGAGAGUCGACUCAGUCGAGAGAAAGAGGCCAUGCUUCAUGAGCAGCGAAACCAGAACCUUCUGCUUACCAACCUGAAGACUAUACAGUUGACCAUGGAGCGUACUGAGACAGACACUCGGCAACGCUUGAACAACAAGAUAGAACAACUGGAGGCAGAACUGGCUUCAAUGAAGAAAAGGCUGGACCAGGAAGUUGCACAGAGACACACCCUGGGGCGCACCAUGGAUGCUCAGCUAUUAGAAGCUAAGAAACAGCUGGAGACCCAGAACACUUUACAGCAGAAGACCAGGGAGUUGUUGCGUACUUCUGAACAGCAGGUUGCUGCACUGAAAGCCCAGCUGUCUUCUACUUCUCCCUCUGAAGCCGUUAUCACCGCCAGCAGCUCAGCUCCUCCGGCUACCAGAGCUUCAGGCCUGAGAGCGCCACUGAGAGUACGCUCUCCAGUGCCAACAGCCUCGCAGCAGCUCAGCAAAUCAGAGCAGGAGCUCGAAGAAGUGAAAGGUCUUCUACGUGUGGCUGAGGAGCAAAACAGUGAACUAGCAGAGCAACUGAAGAAUGCUAAUGCUACUGUAGAGCAGUACAGGGCUGUGGUUCUGACUAUAGAAGACAGUCUGAAGAAAGAAAAGGAGUCUCGCUCACCUCUGGAGAUCCGUCUGAAGGAGUCGGAGGAGAUACAGAAGCAGCUGGAGAAGAGGAUUAUUGAGGCAGAGAAAAUGAAGCAGCAGCAGCAAGAAAACAGCAAAAAGGCUGUCGAUGCGGUUGAGAAACAAGUGUGUGAGCUGCGGCGCAGUCUGAAGGCCAGUCAGACAGAGCAGCAGGAGGCGCUGGAGAGAUCUGCUGCUGCUGUCACAAAAGAGCAAAAGGCCAUACAGGACAGCCUCCUGCAGACAAAGCUAGCUGAAGAAGCACAGGCCAAGUAUGAGCGGGAGCUAAUGCUACAUGCUGCCGAUGUGGAAGCUUUGCAAGAGCUCAAGAAAAGUCACCAUCAAGAAGCAGCGCGGAGAAGGGAGUUAGAAAACCAGUUGAACAAGACAUCAUCCCUCCUGCAGGAGAAAACUGCUGCCUGGAAUGUGUCGGAGAAACGGCUGAAGGAGGAUCUGUCCAAUAAGAGCAGUAGGUGUGACGAGCUGGGUAAGCAGAACGCACUCCUGCACCAACAGAUGGAUGAAAUGUUUGAGAAGAGUCGACAAAUGCAGCAAAAGCAGCAGAACAUGCAGCUUGACCUGUCAUUCACUGAGGAAGGGAAAACCACGGAACAGAUUCUUGAAAUACUCAGGUUUGUUAGACGAGAGAAAGACAUCGCCACGGUUCAGUGUGAGGCAACAGAGGGAGAAGUCAUUCGCCUCAAACUGCGAAUGGAACACCAAGACCGAGAAUUAAAGGAUCUACAGGAAGCUCUGAACAAUGAGAGGGAGAAAAUGCAGGCUACAGCAAAGACUCUGGCCCAGCAAGAGGAACAGCUGAAGAAGAUGCAGACCAUAAGUGCUCUCCAAGAAGCCAACAAGAUGCUGAAAAUGGAAAGAGAUAAACUGGAACAAGAGCUGAAGCAAGCUCAGACUAAGGUUUCCAAACUUCAGUCAGACAUCAGUCCACUACAUCACUCCAUGUCCCAGCUGUCAGAAAAGAAUGGAUCUCUGUGUGCUGAUAAGAAGAUUCUUGAGGAAGACCUUAAACGCUUGAAAGCCAAAGUACAGCAACUGCUCAGUCAACAAAAAGAUGGCAAUGAUGAGGAGAGACAGAAGUUUGCCACUGAGAAAGAAGCUCAGCAGAGACGCAUCGCACAGCUAGUGGAGGAGACGGCCAAGCUGAAGACGGAACUCACAAGAUCCACAGCAAGCAGUAACUCUGCUCAGUCCCAGCUGCAAGCCUUUAGAGAUUCUGUCGCCCGUCUGACAUCGGAGCGAGAUUCCUUAAAGAAAGACUUGGAAACCAAAAACAGUGACAUCUUGGAGAAGAACAAGACUAUCACCCAAGUCAAGAAGAUCGGACGACGCUACAAGACCCAGUAUGAAGAGCUUAAAGCUCAGCAUGACAAGCUGGUUGAGGAGAUGGCUGAGAAAGCACAAAGUGAUGUUGGUCCAAGUCCAGAGGUACAGCAGGAGCUGACUAAAACCCAGGAGGAGCUCAAAAAUGCCAGAGAGGAGCUCAGCACACUGAAAAAGGAGGUUCAGAAAAAAGAGGAGGAGAGCCAGAAGUUCCAGAAUGAGCUGGAGCAGGCCAAAAAGGAAAACCAGCAAACCAAAGAGAAGUUCCAGGAGGCCCAAAACCAACUUUACCAGAACCAGAACCAGCUGACUGAGGUCCAGUCCCAGUUGUCUCAGACCAAGACUCAACUGCAGCAGAAUCAGAACCAGCUGAGCCAGAGCCAAAAGGAGCUUCAGCAAAACAAGACCAGCAUGCAGCAGGUACAGAACCAGUUAAAAUCAGCCCAGUCUCAAGUCCAAGCCCGGCAGAACCAGAUUCAGCAGAUCCAGAGGGAGCUUCAGCAGGCUAAAGAAGCUCUGCAGACCAACCUUGCAAACCAGAAGGAGCAACAGCAGACCCACUUAAACAGUCAACAGGUCCAUAACCAAGAAAUCAACGAGCUCAAGACUGCUCUUGGCCAAGCAGAGAGCAAGGUGUCUGAGCUUCAAGGCACACUGGACGGCCAACAGAAGAUCAUUGGUGAGCGCGAAGCAGACAUCAAGCAACUGCAGGAGCAGCUAACAGAAGCUAACCAGGCUAAUGAAGCCAUCAAAGCGACACAGGACAGCCAGAGCUCACUGCCUGCGCAGGCCAGUGAUGCUCAUGUUAGCAGUGAAACUCACCAGGAGCUACAGGAGGAGCUGAACAAACUCAGACAAGAGCUGUCUGAGGGCAAGAUCAGAGAGGAGCAGCUCAGACAGCAGAUGGCUGAAAAAGAGGAGAAGACUAAGAAGGUCUUUAUGGGAGCCAAGACAAAAAUCAGCCAACUAAAUAGUGCCAAGGAGCAGCUCAGCCAGGAGAUGGAGGAACUGAAACAAAGUAAGGAAGAACUGGAGGUGAGAAUGAAUGCUCUAAAAUCUCAGUAUGAAGGAAGACUGCUACGGAUGGACAGAGAGCUGAGGGAACUGAGAGGGAUACAAGGACACGCUGACCCUAAAGAGGAGCAGGACAACAGUGGAUCUAAGGUUGGGGACCAGCCCAGGUCUUUGGAGCAAAGACAUAUGUCUUUGAAGAGUCCUGCCCAAGAAAGGGGAAGCUCCAGCUUGUCUGAUCCUCCCACUGCCAACAUCCGCCCCACCCCAAGCACUCCAUCUCCUAGCAACAAGCCCAGCCCCUCACCAGGUAGUAAGGCUACACCACGUGCAAGUAUCCGGCCUAUGGUCACACCAGCAACCCUCCCUGUCCCCACGCCGACUGCCACUGUCAUGCCAACCACACAGACUGACAGCCAGGAAGUGCUGAUAAGUGCGGGAGCCUCUACACACUCUGCUGGCUCCAUUUUAGUGAACACACCUUUAUCACUAACUCAGCCAGCCAGCAUCCAGGCCACAGCGUUUGUACAGCCCACCCAACAGCAGGCAGCCAAUCAGGAUGCAGGACCAAGCACGGAAGCAGAGCGGCCAUCUACAUCCACAGCUCAGACUGACAGAGCUGGAUCAAAACGAGUCAGAGAGGAAGAAGAAGAGGAGGAGGAAGGAAGACCAGAGAGUUCACAGACGUACUCAUUCACUAAAAAACUGCGUAUGAAAACAACAACAGAACUGCAGCUGGAAGAAGCUGACGAGGAGAUUGAAGGGGAGCUGAGGGAUGAGGGAGAGGGCCUGGAGUCAGCUGAGAACAAUCAGGAGCUUCCUGAGCAGGGAUUUCCCAUCUUACCUGGAGAUGAUGAAGACACUGAGGAAGAUGCUGUGUCCCAGUCCGUGCCCUCUGAUCAGGGCACGUCUGCAGUCCGGGAUGUCAUUGUGAUUGACACAGAUAGUGAGAGCCAUGAGAGCAAAGAGGGGGGAAAGCAGGAAGAAGAUGAGGAGGAUGAAGAAGAAGAGGAAGAGGAGUUUAAAGAGGAAGAGGAGGAGAAUGCAGAUAAGGAUGACGCUGGCAGCAGCAGGAUGAGGCGACAGGAUAGCGAUAAGGAGGAGAGCAGGGAUACAGAAGAGGGAGGAGCACAGGAGGAGCUGUCUGGAGCCCCGGACACUGAGAAGAAUCUAUGUGGAGCCUCUUCAGACUCACAGCGGGCUGCUGAGCCAUCACAAAGCGGUGAAGGUAGCAGCAGUGCAACAUUAGAGCCUGACUCACAGAGAGAAGCUUUGCACCUCCCCCCAACCCCAUCCUCCUCUGUACUCUCCCCCUCCUCCCUCACACCCCGCCUGCACCACCCACGUAGGCCCCCACACCCCCUCCCGCCACGGCUCUACAUCCAACCACCCGCUCCAGAGCUUGGACCUCCACACACACAGAGACAGUCGUCUCAGCUGCGCAGACCGUCAGUAGGACGCCAACUAACACCUGGAAUAGGAAGUAUGCAACAUUUCUUUGACGAUGACGACAGAAUGGUUCCCAGCACUCCCACUCUGGUUGUGCCACACCGCACUGAUGGCUUUGCAGAGGCUAUACAUUCUCCACAGGUUGCAGGUCUGUCUACCAGGUUCAGGUUUGGACCUCCAGAGGACCUGCUGCCUCAGACAUCAGGCUCCCACUCUGACCUGGGACAGCUGGCCUCCCAAGGAGGCCUUGGCAUGUAUGAAUCUCCUCUGUUCUUGGCUGCUCAUGAUGAAGAUGGAGGAGGGAGGAGUGUCCCCACAACACCUCUACAAGUGGCUGCACCGGUGACCGUCUUCUCAGAAUCUCUGCCUUCAGACAGCGGUGACAACAUGGCGUCCCAGUCAGUUCCCAUGGUUACUGCCUCCACCGGGAUGGCUUCUGCUGCAGAUGAUGGAGAUGAGGUCUUCAUGGAGCAGGAAAGAGAAAGUCCUGGUAUUGAGUCGUCCCUGGAGAGCCAAGCAGACAUGGAGUCAACAGGACAGCAGAGUGAUGAUGCAUCAUUUCCAUCCACCAGCCAGGAACCUGACACCGUCAGUGUUCCUCAGCGGCGCCUGGUUACCAGCCAGCCUCUGAUCAGCAGCCUGUCCAGCAGAGGGGCCAGAGGAGGGAGGGGGGAUGCCAGGAUGUUACUCAGUCGCAGGGGAACGUUAUCUCGUGGAGGAAGGGGCGGAGCCAUGGGCAGAGGGGGAGGAUUCUUAUGAUGAUGUCAGCGGUUUGAGCCAGCUUGAGUUUAUUUAAUAUGACACUGAUGUUUUCAUGGAGUUUAGAGAGUUUUUACAACAUCAGAUCAUGUGUUCAGUUAAAAGUUUUCUACUGUUAGAGAUGUUUUCAUCCUUCUUUAGCUGACAAGAUCGAAGAAUUGUUCUUUUUCUGUUGUUCUUUUUUACUUUGAUUAUUCUCGUCUUAGAUUUUUCUUGUAUUUGAAAUUUUGUGAUUUUCCUCUCUCUACACUUGUUUUAUCAAUAAAGCUAAAUAAAUGUUA
Molecule: messenger RNA, 7907 nt
Organism: Cheilinus undulatus (humphead wrasse)
Lineage: Eukaryota; Metazoa; Chordata; Actinopteri; Labriformes; Labridae
Product: nucleoprotein TPR-like
Exons: 55
Coding region: 103-7626 (2507 amino acids)
Biological process (GO): mRNA export from nucleus; protein import into nucleus
Cellular component (GO): nuclear pore
Molecular function (GO): structural constituent of nuclear pore
Source: RefSeq, a predicted model, not a curated record